This is a messenger RNA of Fulvia fulva, 1680 nucleotides long. RefSeq lists its product as uncharacterized. Gene Ontology annotation, molecular function: RNA polymerase II cis-regulatory region sequence-specific DNA binding; protein dimerization activity; DNA-binding transcription factor activity, RNA polymerase II-specific. Lineage: Eukaryota; Fungi; Ascomycota; Dothideomycetes; Mycosphaerellales; Mycosphaerellaceae. Bases 1 to 1680 code for a protein of 559 amino acids. The record is from RefSeq and is a predicted model, not a curated record. Gene Ontology annotation, biological process: regulation of transcription by RNA polymerase II. The transcript is spliced from 2 exons.
AUGCAAGGACAGCAAGAAGAAGAACUAGAAACACGGGAAAUAAUAGCAAAGAUGGCGGCUGCUGCAGUAUAUCCUGCUCAUAUGGCUGGUGGAGACUCGACCUCGGCCAUGGGGCAGCAUAACUUCCAGGGUGGACCAAGUCAGGGCGUGUUAUUUGGAGAAACCAACUUCCUACAGUGGGGCGACUUCGAAGACCAAAUUCCAAGCGACCAACCACCGAUCUUGAAUCACACCGACCAGGAUCUGCUGGCCGACUUCUUCAGUGACCCGAACAGCACAACACAGUCACUGAUACCGUAUGACGUCGGCUUUGCUGGCGUUGGCGUUCAGCAGCCCGGAUACUCAGGCUCACAAGCCAAAUCGCACGUGAACAGCUUUUCGGGUUCGGCAGGCGCUAUGACCAACAAUCACGAGCUCAACUCGCUAAGCGCAGCCGACUUCACUGCGGCUCAAACCAUCAACGGCUUCAAGACACCUGCGACGUGGGGCGCUUUCUCGAUGCCCUUGUCACUCCAGAACAACAACCAGGACAUGUCUUCACAUGCCAACCAACACCUGGCCAACAACCGCCACCUCUCAAUGGCUGGACCCCAGCGCCAGCAUUUCAUCGCACAAGCAGCACCGUCGUCUAUUCCGUUCAGCCACCCUAGCUAUCAGAGUAACGCGUACGAGCAGCAUGCGCCACCAGCUCAAUAUGACAUACCUUCUCGACAACGUAACCCAUCAUUGAGUGCGCAGCACUUCAUGAACACAACACAUCAUCAUCAACAACCAGGAUCUCACUACAACGCAUCGCAAGUACCCGGUUCACAGAAUGUGCAUGGUCAUCCAAUGCCACAAGUGAAUUACGGCACAGACGACAACUUCGCGGCAAACAGCAGCUACAAAGGUCCUGCUGGCUGGGACGCAGAGCAUGAGCAGAAGCGAGAUAACUUGCUCGGCAUACCACUAGUGCGACAAGCUUCCCAAUCAUCAAACACUCCAGUGCAGCAUAGCGGUAUCCCGCCUCAGACUCGUGGUGGCCAGGGCAGCUCGUGGGCCAACAUGCCGCAGUCCAGUACCUUCUCUCAAACUGGUAAUGCCGAUGAAGGUCGUGACCGAAAGCGACGCAAAAGCCAGAUGGACGGGGCAGACGCUGGGGGAUGGAGUCCAGUCGUGCCGGACGCGCCCAACUCUGGCAGACGCAGUUCGAGACCCUUGCGGACCGAGGAAUCUGAAGACGAAGAAGCCCAGUCCGUGGCCAAGCGGCGCAGGCACGGCGGCUAUGUACGUCCUACUGGUGUCCCGAAGUCUCCUGCCAACCGUAAUCGUCAUUCUCUUGCCAACGGCGGCGAUGUCGACGACGUGUCUGGAGGACGAGCGGGAAAGAAGGCCCGCGAGACUCUCAGUGAGCAGCAGAAACGCGAACACCAUAUCGAGUCAGAGAAGAAGCGGAGAGAGAUCAUCAAUCGCGGUUACAGUGACCUGAAUAUGCUUGUACCUUGCCUUAACAACGGCAAGUCUGGCCUGUCGCGCGCCGAGUGCCUACAAGAAGUCGCUUCAUACAUCGAGACCCUCGUGGGUGGCACCGAGCAGCUGAUGGCGGCCAUCGGUUUGACCGAUCAAGACCUGAUUGGCCCUGCUCCUGGCACGAGCACAUCUGCUCCCCCGCCACCUCCAAAUGCUGGCAACGGCGCUUGA